Molecule: messenger RNA, 1755 nt
Organism: Molossus molossus (Pallas's mastiff bat)
Lineage: Eukaryota; Metazoa; Chordata; Mammalia; Chiroptera; Molossidae
Gene: HDHD5
Product: haloacid dehalogenase like hydrolase domain containing 5
Exons: 8
Coding region: 1-1257 (418 amino acids)
Biological process (GO): glycerophospholipid biosynthetic process
Cellular component (GO): mitochondrion
Source: RefSeq, a predicted model, not a curated record
AUGGCUGCUCUGCGGGGCUCCGCGCCCGGGCUCUGGCGGCGGGCGGCGUGCGCGGCCGCGGGCUUCCGGGGACGCGGCCCGGGAAGGGGCUACGCCGCGGGCCCCGCGCAGAGUCCGCCUACCUUUGGGUUCCUGCUGGACAUCGAUGGAGUGCUGGUGCGGGGCCAUAGAGUGAUCCCUGCUGCUCUGAAGGCCUUCCGCAGGCUGGUGAGUGCCCAGGGGCAGCUGCAGGUGCCUGUGGUCUUUGUCACGAAUGCUGGGAACAUCUUACAACAUGGCAAAGCCCAGGAGCUGUCAGCCCUGCUGGGCUUCAAGGUGGAGCCAGAUCAAGUUAUUCUCUCUCACAGCCCCAUGAAGCUCUUCUCGCAAUACCACGAAAAGCUGAUGCUGGUGUCUGGGCAGGGACCACUGGUGGAAAAUGCCCAAGAACUGGGCUUCAAGAAUGUGGUGUCUGUGGACGAGCUGCGGGUGGCUUUCCCUGUGCUUGACAUGGUGGAUCUCCAGCGGCGGCCAAAGACCACGCCCCUUCCAAGGAACGGCUUCCCCACCAUUGAAGGUGUGCUUCUUCUUGGGGAGCCAGUACGCUGGGAGACAAGCCUGCAGCUGAUCAUAGAUGUCCUGCUCAGCAAUGGGAACCCUGGGACCGGUGUGGCGACAGCCCCCUAUCCCCAUCUCCCUGUCCUGGCCAGUAACAUGGAUCUUCUCUGGAUGGCGGAAGCCCGCAUGCCCAGGUUUGGCCAUGGCACCUUCCUGCUGUGCCUGGAAACCAUUUACCGCAAAGUGACAGGCAGAGAGCUGCAGUACAAGGGCCUGACGGGCAAGCCCAGCAUCCUCACUUACCAGUAUGCGGAGGAGCUCAUCAGGCAGCAGGCGGAGAGGCGGGGCUGGGCUGCCCCCAUCCGGAGGCUCUACGCUGUAGGUGAUAACCCUAUGUCUGAUGUCUACGGUGCCAACCUGUUCCACCAGUACCUGCAGAUGGCGAAGCGUGAAGGGGCAGAGGAGCUGGGGGCCGGUGGUCUGUGGAAGCAGCGGCCCUCAGCAGCCCAGAGCUGUGCCUCCAUCCUGGUGUGCACUGGCGUGUACAGUCCCACGGCCGUGGGGUCCACAGAGCCUGUGCGGGGAGGAGAGGAGCCUCCCUUCCAUGGGCACCGGGACUUCGGCUUCAGUCCGGGGCUCAUGGAGGCGUCCCACGUUGUGAAUGAUGUGGACGAGGCUGUGCAGCUGGUUCUCCACAAGGAGGGCUGGGCUUUGUUGUGAGGACUGUGUUCGCGGCCAAGGGAGAGGGCCGCCCGGAGCUGUGGGUGAGUCCCACUUGCUGGCUUCUGGCCUGGAUCACAGGGCGUCAUGUGAGGGCCUGCCCCCCGGGAUGCUCUUCCCACCGCCCCACAGAUGUGACACUACUGGGCAUUGGGACGAAGACACUGACUUUUCCCCCUGCUGGGCAGUAGCCACAGAAUUGUACCCUGGGUAGCAUUAUGGGUAGAAGUAUCAGGAGUUUCUGGGUCCAAUUCCUGUGUGCUUGUCCUGGCAGUCUACCUCUGUGCCUCGUUUCCUCCUCAUCUCAGUAGGGACUUCUGGGAGAAGGGGGCGAUCUGGGGUAAUGUGGAUUGUCUGCAGGGCGUCCGCCUGCGCUCAGGGAGCCGUGUGCCCACCAGGUGUCUACACUCAGAGGCUGCUUUCCAUUGUGUCCCAGCUUACUGCCCAGAGGCUUUUGAGCUUAUUUUUAAAAAUUAAAUAAUCAUAAUAAAUAUUCAU